Molecule: messenger RNA, 639 nt
Organism: Didymodactylos carnosus
Lineage: Eukaryota; Metazoa; Rotifera; Eurotatoria; Philodinida; Philodinidae
Source: the annotation of a GenBank genome assembly
AUGCAACUAUUACGACGACAAAUUGCAAAUGAAUUAACAGCAUCAGCAAAAUAUGAUUCAAAAUAUCUGUUUUACGCGUUGAAAACAUUCAAUGAUGCCCUACUUCAAGACAUUCAACACUUAUAUUGUGGUGAGAAUGGUCUAACGUAUCCUGGCGAGAUGAACGAAUUACUAUAUGAAUUAAGUCCACUAUUAGAAACAACGGGCAUUAAUGAUAUUUUGCAACGUGUUUAUGUUUCGGCUCAAAAUCAUUCACUUCUAAUCCCAUUGCUUGUUCUAUUUACCAUAAGUCAAGUACCACGUCUUGUUACGUUGAAAUAUUUGAAAAGUCAAACAGCAUCGAGUGGUAGUUCAUCAAGUGGAAAAAAAGAUAUGGAUAGUUCAGCAUUUGUCAUUGGACUGUAUACAAUGACAAAACAAUAUCAUUCGGAUUUAAUUGAAGAUUAUCUAACAUGUUUAUGUCAAUAUAUUAAAUCUUAUGUAGAAAGUGCAGCAUCACAAAAACAAGCUGAUUUUCCAGUGGAAGCCGUGAAUAUGCUCGAUUUUCUCAUCAUGUUUGUACAUCAUGGUGAUUUAUCGAUUAAAGUACUUGAUCAACGUCUUCCUGGCUACAUAUGCGACGAAUUUCGUGCUAAUUAA